This is a messenger RNA of Xiphophorus hellerii (green swordtail), 1686 nucleotides long. It is a transcript of the gene setd6, whose product is annotated as SET domain containing 6, protein lysine methyltransferase. Bases 138 to 1517 code for a protein of 459 amino acids. Gene Ontology annotation, molecular function: protein binding; protein-lysine N-methyltransferase activity. Gene Ontology annotation, cellular component: nucleus. The record is from RefSeq and is a predicted model, not a curated record. Lineage: Eukaryota; Metazoa; Chordata; Actinopteri; Cyprinodontiformes; Poeciliidae. The transcript is spliced from 9 exons. Gene Ontology annotation, biological process: peptidyl-lysine monomethylation.
CAUCUGUCCUGCAUUUGCCUCAAAUAAAGCCUGUCCUGAUAGAAACGCCUGCCUACAAGACCACGCUCAGGUUAAAUUUAUCCCAGCUCAUGGCAAGCUAAAUAGCAUUAGCAUCCGGACAGACCUCCAGUCUGACUAUGGCGACUGAAGCGAAGCGAGUAAAGGUGGAUGAUGGUUCAGAGCGCCUGCAGGACUUCCUCCAGUGGUGUGACAGAGUCGGUUUGGUCCUCAGUAAAAAGGUGUGCCUGAGCACAGAGGGAACAGUGGCAGAUUAUGGGAUGCUGGCGAAGGAAGACAUAGAGGAAGGAGAGAUUUUGUUCACCAUCCCCAGAUCUGCUCUUCUCCACCAGGAAACAACAAAGGUUUCUGGUUUGUUGAAGAAAGGUGAUUCUACUGAAAAGAAGUCGUCUCUGGAGAGCUCUUCUGGUUGGGUUCCCCUGCUGCUGGCUCUGCUUUAUGAGUCCACGUCUCCUGAGUCCCACUGGAGGACUUACCUCUCCCUGUGGCCUGGCUUCAAAGCGUUGGAUCAUCCCAUGUUCUGGUCUAAAGAGGAGCGAGACAAACUCCUGAAGGGAACAGGUAUCCCAGAGGCGGUGGCGACAGACUUAUCCAACAUCCAGAGAGAGUACACAGAUAUAGUCCUGCCUUUCAUAAUGAGACAUCCGGAGCUGUGGAACCCCAACACACACACUCUGGAGCUGUACACACAGCUGGUGGCCUUCGUCAUGGCCUACAGCUUCCAGGAGCCGCAGGAGGAAGACGAUGAUGAAGAUGAUGAAGAGAAGAGGGCCCCCAACCCUCCUAUGAUGGUUCCCAUGGCAGACAUGCUGAACCACGUAUCCAAACACAACGCUAACCUGGAGUUCAAUCCGGACAGCCUGAAGAUGGUUUCUGUGCGCCCCUUGCGUAAAGGCGAGGAGGUCUUUAACACGUACGGACAGAUGGCCAACUGGCAGCUGCUGCACAUGUAUGGUUUCACGGAGCCGUAUCCGGAGAACAGCAACGACACGGCGGACAUUCCCGUCGCCUGCCUCUACCAAGCCGCAGCGCAAGACAUUCAGUCUGAGCCGGAGCGUCAGCUUUUUGAUGAGCGCUUCAAGGUUUUGUCCCAGAUGAUGGAGGAGAACGCAGCGUUUGUGUUCAGUAAUCAUGGCUGCCUCACAGACUCCGAGCUACACUCUGCACUCAAGCUUCUGUGCAUGUCGCAGGAGGAAUUCUCAGAAUUCAGAGACAACGAAGGAUGGGAGGACGACGACGAAGACGACGACGAUAAAAUCUCCCAGGCCUUCUCCAACGAGGGUCUGCCCGAUUUAAAGUCGUCAUGGAAACGUCUGAUCCACGAGGCAGCCCGGCUCACGCUGAGGUCGUACGGGGAUGCAGAGUUGGAGAGCGACCGGAAGCUGAUGGAGGACGGAGCGGAUCUGAAAGGACGGAGCAGCAGGAGGUGGAGGGCGCUGCAGGUCCGCUUCGGACAGAAAGUCAUCCUGCACAGACUGCUGGAGAUCACCGCGUCCUGACUCCUGAAAACAGACAAUAAACAUCUGUCUGCUUUUGUUUCUGUUCUUUUUCACAGCUUCACCAGCUGCAUUUCCAUUACAAAUACCCACAAAACUUAAAAGAUACUGAUGUCGAUAAAACACAACUUUGCAAUUGCAGUGUUUAUAUUAAAUAACUGGUAAAAAAUGA